CGCUUCCCAUUGACCGGGCAUCCCUUCCGGUAGAUGAGGUCAACUUUUCCCUAGAUCCGCCAUUUCAGCCUUGGAGUUUCUUGUUGCACGAUAGUUAUGAUUUUUUUAGUUAUUUUAAACAACAAAAAGUAGGUAAUUUGGAUUUGUGGUGCAGCAUUCGUUCCGCCGAAAUAAACCCCUUGAUAUUACGCUUAGACGUUACGAAAAUCGUGCCGUUGUGACGUUUUUCCAGCGGGAGUGUUAGUCAACCAAAGUUUUUGUAUGAGUUGCGGAUAGGGAGAGGCGAAGGGGAAAGGCCUCAAGCCUUGGACGGGAUUUCACAGCCAUGGCCGGUAAUUUUGAUGCCGAAGACCGUGCAAGCUGGUAUUGGGGGAGACUGAGCCGCCAGGAGGCGGUUUCUCUUUUACAGGGACAGAGACAUGGUGUUUUCCUCGUGAGGGACUCGAUAACCAUCCCCGGAGACUACGUGCUCUCCGUGUCGGAGAACUCCAGAGUGUCCCAUUAUAUCAUCAACAGUAUCAGCAACAACCGACAAUCUGGAUCAGGAUUGGCUCCUUCUCGGUUUCGGAUUGGGGAUCAGGAGUUUGAUGGGCUGUCGGCUCUGCUGGAAUUCUACAAGAUCCACUACCUGGACACCACAACGCUCAUAGAGCCUGUGAACAGAGCCAGGCAGUCAGGCCUCAUCAGCCCCCCCGCUGUCGGACCUCCCCAGCAGACCGAGGAAGCCGAAUAUGUCCGAGCACUGUUUGACUUCCCUGGCAACGACUAUGAGGACCUCCCCUUCCGCAGGGGGGACGUCUUGCGCGUGCUGGAGAAACCAGAGGAGCAGUGGUGGCACGCCAAGAACCAGGAGGGCCGAGUUGGGAUGAUCCCCGUGCCUUAUGUGGAAAGGUACCGACCCUCUUCGCCCACUGCAGCCAGUCUUAGUCCGGUCCCCGCAACAGGGACCGGACAAGGCGGGCAUGUUGGCGGGGUAGCGGGCAGCACAGAUGGAACAGGUUCUCCUCAGGCCACCGCUCUGGGGGAACCGGGCCCGUAUGCUCAGCCUGUGGUCAACACUCAGCUCCCAAACCUACAGAACGGGCCGGUCUAUGCACGGGCAAUUCAGAAGCGGGUGCCCAACGCCUACGACAAGACGGCGCUGGCUCUGGAGGUGGGGGACACCGUAAAAGUGACCAAGAUCAACGUGAACGGCCAAUGGGAGGGUGAAUGCAAAGGCAAACGAGGCCACUUUCCUUUCACCCACGUUCGGUUGUUGGAACAGUACUAUCCAGAUGACGAGAGCUGAGAAGCGCAGGCGCUCCCGUCACCUCCAGCACAUCCCCUCGCUUUCAGUUUCGUCAUGCUGGAAUAGAAGAAGAUUUCUGCAAGCACACAGUAUAUGAAACUCUGAGCUAAACUGGUCAGUGUUUCCUACCCACCCCGACAUAUGAUGUGUUGGCUGAUCUUGCCUAAUGUCUUUUUGAUGAACCCCAGUCAUAUAAAGAGUUUACCCUGUGGUCGGACUGAUAUCGGUUUGCCUGCAUUGUCAAACAUCACUGCUGGCUUGCCCUUCAUCUGCAGACACACUGAAGUACAUGGCAGCAUGUAUUGAUUCACCCAGGAUGACACUGGAAGGUCCGUUAAUGGUUUGAUGAGAAAGGCGUGUAUUUAACCCUUUUGAGGUGACCAAGAAACAAACAAGUCAAGAACUUGCUAAACUUUUUUGUAUAAUCAUAGUUUAAAAGAUAUGAGAACAAUAGGAUUUUGCUUUAGCGUGCUUACACACCUAAAGUUUUCACUCUGGUUGGAGGAAACAUGGGGUUUUUAUCUCGACCAAAACCUGCAGUCGUACUCGGGUGCAGGUUUUCCAGUUUAAAGUAACUAAUAUUUAAUUUUUAAACAAAUCCAAAAGUUAAACCACUGUUUAAAUACAUGUGAUCAGAUAAACUGUCACAGUAAUGUCCUGAUCAAUCUUUGUUGAUAUAAUAUCAGGCCCAGCCAAUAACCUUAACACAUUUCUUUAUUAGACUAGCUAAUGAUGACGUCUGCCUAUAACCACAGCUGUUACUGUCAAGUCCACAUCUUUUUAACACCGAGCCCCCAAAGUCCACUAAUGUGAGGUUUUUGUCUUUUUGAGCAGUUAUUAAGAUGUUUGUUCUGGAUUAAAAGUUAUCCAGACUCGUGUGUUGUUUGCACAUGAUCAAAACUUGCUUGAGCAAGGACGUAUCUUCACUCUGGUGGACUUUUGCUCUGUGUACUUGGAGUAGAUUUGUGUAAACUGGAAAUGUCAGAGCCAAAAUGCAGGUAUCAACCCCCCCGCCACCGCCGCCGCCGUUCAGAGGGCGUUGAUGCUACACGAGUGUAUUGAUUCUGAGCAUGUUGAUCAAAAACAGCUAAACCUGUUAAUACCUCCCAUUUAACAGAGGUAUUACAUAGAAAUUGUAUUAAAGACGGCACAGGUGACCGAUAUCAGUCUAACCCUGGUUUACAUGCUUCCAUCCCAGUAUUGAACUCAUCACAUUACACUGCAGAGUCAUCCUCCUCCUCCUCUUUCCCGUUCUAUCCGUGCAUCUCCAGCCACUACCUUUCACUGACACCUGCAGGAGGGAAAUGGAGAUAAAACGGGAGAUAAAACACUGCGGCUCUCACAGAUUUGUGUGUCUGUGAGAGAUUUUUUUGUUUGCUUGUGCUAGACUGUGAACCUCGGAGUGAAACCAACAAAGACUUUACCUGAUGACUGUCUUGUGGAGAAGACGGCGUCACCACUUUACCACACCCUACACUACAAACCAAGUCCUCUUUUUUUUGUGUUGUUGUUGUUGUUGUACAAAAAGUGGAAAAUAAUAUUAUAGAAUUAACUAUAUACAUGCACACCUUACAUGCUAAAUACUGUAAUUUCCCCUCUUUAUGCUGAUUUUCUCUUACUUUUUAUGGCCAGAGAGUGUACACCUUUUUUAUUUUUCUCUUUUAAGACGCAGAAAUGCGAAAGAACAAAACGAGCACCCUGUCACAGAGGAAGGAACAAUCCCGUGAGGCUGCUUUAUUAAAGGAUGCAAGGAGAAAGGUUGAGGGAUUUUAUUUUUGUCCUCCUGGUGGGCUGAUACGACAGUCAUUCGGAGACGCUUUUAAGAUAAAAUCCACCACUUUAAAAAAAAAAGGUAUUACUGCUAAAGUGGACAUGUUUUUUCAUGUCGUUUCUCGUGCCAUAAGGGUGCCAUGGAUGGCAUUUGCUGUAACUUUGUUUGUCAUGUUGAGCACACAAAGCUUUUAUGAACAUUCACAGUCCUGCUGGCACCGUGACAUUAUAAAUAGAAACCUGAAACUCAUCUGUUACUCAAGGACACGUUUGUUCUCAGAAACGAGGAGAGGAAUCAGCAACUUGGGAUUAUUUUUUUUAUUUUUUUUUAUUUUGUCGUUAGUACAGACUUGACAAUGGUUGUGAAAUGUGGUGAGUGGCAUUGAGACUGAUAAAACACUGUGUGUGUGUGUGAGGGAGGGGAAAAAGUCUUAAAUUGGGGGUGUGAUUGGGUGCUCCCUGUAUUUUUACCAGGUCAGAAACUCAUUUAUCAUCUUUGUCAGGAUGCAUUCAAAGAUUGAAUUGCUGGCAGUGCUUAACUGAAACAGGAACCCCUGCUGCACAUAGAUUUUUUUGUUUUGUUUUGUUUUUUUCAGUCACGAGGGAGGGUCCGCAUCCUCUGCGGACCUGCCUUAUAUUUGUUCUUGGAAAAGAUGAGAAGUUAAAUUGGGAAGUGACUGGCUUGAAGUUGAACUCUCGAGGACACACCCAGAAUUGCAUGUUAUAUUUCUGGUUCUCCAGAAUUAAGAAUUUCAGACCUGCCCUGGAGCGAAAUCGAUAAAUGAUGCCUACGUGUCCCUCCUGUGGUUAUUAGGGGACUGAGGAUGAGAAGAUGUUCAACUCACACCUUGCAACCCAAAACCACAUGUUGGUGUUUUGUUUCAUAGUACAGAUCUGCGGUUCUCAAACUGUGUGGGAGGGGAAAAAAGUUCACAUCCCACAGUUUCAAUUUGUCAGUAAUGUGGAAGAUUUGUCCAAAAAUGAAUUUUUAUCUCAAUGGAGAUGGUCCAAUGCCACUAACAGACUCUCUAAAAUGCACACACAAGUAUUUUUCACCUUGUUGCCCACACCUGUGCAGUUUGAGAACCACUUAUGUCGACCCCAGUGUUAGCGACGCCUGCCUUCUCUCAGGUAUUAUGGAACUAAACUCGCCACGUCCCGUCUAAAAGCAUCUAAAAACAGACACGUGCAGAUGUUCCAGUGUAAGGGUAGAGUGCUCGGUGCGGAUACAGUAACUGUUACACUUUGACCUGUGAAUGAGCCUCUUCCUACAUAACUGCAUUCCCCCAGGAGGUAACUGCCCCCUACUGUCCAAAUGUGUACAGUAGGGGGGGGGCAAAAGAAAUGCUUAAAAAAGAAAGAAACACUAACCUUAAAUUAGGAGAAAUAAGGGGACAGAUCAGUCGAGUAAUUGGAGGAAAACAGAGAACAUUUGUCUCCUUUUUUUUUUCUUUACCCUUUCACUCUUUUUUUGUGUGUAAAAUACCAGUAACUGCAUGACAGCAGUAACUGUAAGCUAAUUACUUGCAUACCUAUCUUAAAGGUUGUAACUGUGUCAGAUUUUUAAUAUUUUUUUUUCAUUAGUUUAGUAGCUAGUAGCCAGAGAGGGUUUGUUUAUUUCACUUUAGUUUUGAAAGCAUUUAGUUAGUUUGGUUUUUCUUGGUUUCACUGGUAGUUUUAGUCAUUAGUCUUUAACUGGCUGUCUUAAUCUUUAAUUUAUUAUUAUACAGGGGUGCGGUUAAUGUUGACAAAUAUGACCAAAUAUAGCAAAAAUGAAAUCGUCUCUAUUUAUGUUAGUUAUUGUUUGCUUUAUUUUUUUUCUUAUUUUAUUUCACCCAUUUUUUUUUUUUUUUUUUUUUUAAUAAGAAACCAAAAAAGAAAAAAAAACUUUCACCACUUCCUUCUGCACAGGUGGGUGUGGUUGGGCAGAAAGGAAAAAGUAGUGUCCUACAUGAAGCUUCUCACAACAAAGUAGUUGGGGAUUUAUUUGUUUUCUUUUCUUUUCUGUGUGUGUGUUUAACAAAUGAUUAUGAUUCUUGGAAGGAGACAUCGCUGAUGUGCUUCUCAUACGAAUUUCUGUGCGCUUUGAGCUUCACAUGGCGAGUCCAAUUUAGUUUAUGUUCAAGAGAAGGCAGACGUCUCCAAAACACGAUGCUGAUAAACGGCCAACUGCAAGAAGGUGAAUCAGAACUUUAAAAAUACCUGUAAUAAAUCUAUAAUAAUGAUGCAAUCAGAGGUCCUUAAAGUGCUUUAAAGGAUCACAGCUGUGUGUUGGUGGGGAGGUUGGACACAAUUUCCAAACACAUUUAAGAGUGCAGAAGCUGUGUUGAGUUUACAUUGUGUGUAAUUUUCCUUCAUAUUUCUUUUGUUGAGACUCAGAUUUAUGGAAAAUAUUUUUGUACACCUGCAUUAAUGUCAUGUUUUAUAACCGUAUACAGUAUGUACAGCCCCGUUUGUGCUGCAUUAAUAAAUCCAUGCAAUAUUUCCACGUCCCAAA
Oreochromis niloticus (Nile tilapia) is the source of this 5555-nucleotide messenger RNA. RefSeq names its product adapter molecule crk. Gene Ontology annotation, cellular component: cytoplasm. Gene Ontology annotation, biological process: cell migration; enzyme-linked receptor protein signaling pathway. Bases 326 to 1288 code for a protein of 320 amino acids. The transcript has 3 exons. The record is from RefSeq and is a predicted model, not a curated record. NCBI's taxonomy places the organism in Eukaryota, Metazoa, Chordata, Actinopteri, Cichliformes, Cichlidae. Gene Ontology annotation, molecular function: receptor tyrosine kinase binding; signaling adaptor activity.